Messenger RNA from Culicoides brevitarsis, 1285 nucleotides. It is a transcript of the gene CAHbeta, whose product is annotated as beta carbonic anhydrase 1. Gene Ontology annotation, molecular function: zinc ion binding; carbonate dehydratase activity. The coding region runs from base 195 to 962 and encodes 255 amino acids. Lineage: Eukaryota; Metazoa; Arthropoda; Insecta; Diptera; Ceratopogonidae. The transcript has 2 exons. The record is from RefSeq and is a predicted model, not a curated record.
AUGUACAAAAUUACCAAGUAAACAACUCUUCAACUUCUUUUUUAGCACAAAAAUCAAAAAUAAAGAAAAUCUCCCAAAAUUCCAAAGUCAAUUAAAUUUUUUUUCUUAGAAUUAAUCAUAGAAUAAGUAAAAAGUGAACAUUUCCGUCAAAAAAUCAUCGAAAAAAAGCUCAAAGGUCACUCGACUUGGCAAAAAUGGAUCGAAUCUUGAAAGGAGUGAUGCGAUAUCGUGGCACAACGAGGGAACAAAUGGUUAAGGAAUUCAAGCAAGUCAAGGACAAUCCACAUCCAAAAGCCGUUUUUUUCACGUGCAUGGACUCCCGCAUGAUCCCGACCCGUUACACAGACACGCACGUGGGCGACAUGUUCGUGAUCCGAAACGCGGGGAACCUCAUUCCUCAUGCGCAUCACUUCCAGGACGAGUACUACAGUUGCGAACCGGCAGGUUUGGAGCUCGGAUGUGUCGUCAACUCGAUCCGGCAUGUGAUUGUGUGCGGGCACAGUGACUGCAAAGCCAUGAAUUUGCUCUACCAGCUCCGGGAUCCGAAGGAGGCAACGCAACAACAUCGCCGAAUGUCACCGUUGAGGGCUUGGCUGCUCGAACAUGCCACCACAAGUCUCGAAUUGUUCCGAAAUAUACAAAAUGUGGGCUUCGACAAACCCGUAACGUUCUCGUCGGAAAGCCCGUUGAGGAGAUUUGUCGCGUAUAUCGACCACGAGAACCGAUUUAGCAUCGAAGAUAAACUUUCGCAGGUCAAUACGUUGCAACAAUUAUCGAAUAUUGCGUCUUAUGGGUUUUUAAAGAGACGUCUGGAGACCCAUGACUUACAUUUGCAUGCCUUGUGGUUCGACAUUUACUCCGGAGACAUCUUUUACUUUAGCAGAGGCAGCAAGAAAUUCAUCGAAAUCAACGAAACCACAAUCGACAAGUUACUCGAGGAAGUUAAUCGGUGGUACUCGUAAGCUCUAACUGUCGAUUUUUUAGUAAUUGUGUGUUUAAUCAGCUUUUAACAAUCGAAGAAUCGUACAAAAAUCGCAUUUUACCUGUUAAAAAGUGGCGGAUUUGAUAUUUCCUGAAAAAAAAUCUUGAAAUUUUUGCUUGGUUUGGAUUAAUUUAUAACAUUUUGGAUCUAAAAAGGCCCAAAAGCCUUCGUUAAGUCCGCCACUGAACACGAAUUGACUGUUUUUACCGUUGUUACCUACUUAAAUGUGAAUAAUUGUUGACAAUAUCAGAGAAAUUUAUAAUAAAGUGUUUAUUUUUGUAUCAAAAAUUUGUGUUUUCUAAC